UAGUGUUGUAGCAACACCACGUGAGCUUAGGACAUUAGUUCAGUGCUGUAAGUUUCACCUACAGAGAUGUGGUCAAGACUGAGGCGUCUAGUUGAGAGAGACAAUACACAGCAUGGAGAGACCAGAGCAAGGAAGAAGGAAGCAGGCCCUAGGUCUCACUGGAAAACAUGGAGAAAUCUCUGGUGCUGGGAAAGACACGGGACUACUCGGGAAGCACCAUCCCAACUCUCCACCUUCACUGAGCAGGAGCAGGAGCAGGUGCAGGAAAUGAAAAAACUAGAGAAACUCACCAUUCGUCUACAUGAUAUGGAAUGUGAGAGAAAUGAGCUGCGUGGAAUCCUGGCCAAUUACACAAACAAGGAUUUGAACAACAGGCUAAAUUUUGAACUCGAGAUGCUUGAAAUGGAACACAAGCAGGUGAUGUCAGCUCUCCAGAAAUUGCCCAUGGAGAUUAGUGAUGCCUUGGACAAGUGCAAGGGGCUGAUUGAGGAGACUGAAUACUUUAGUUACCUCCAUGGCCGGUUCCUACGAGAGUGCAAUCCCCUAAAGAAGAGUGUACGUGUGUUGAGGAUCCAGAACACACAGCUGUGGAAAGAGCAGAUUGAACUGCAAAAGACCUGUGAGGAGGUGAAGAAGCUCUUGAAGGAGGCCCAUGAGAAGAUCUGUGACCCCUGUGCUGAGCAGCAGCAGGAGCAGGAAAACCUGGAGGAAAGACUGAAGGACCUGCUGAAGCAGAAGGAGCUGGUCACCCAGCAAAGGGACUUGGCAGAAAAGCUGCAACAUCACUUCAGUGUCUCUGAGAUGAGGUCAGAAAAUCUGCACCACAAGCUGGAACAUGUCACAGCCCAGGAUGAGAGCCUCCUGCAGACAGAGCUGCUGCAGCAGGAGCAGGAAGUAUCACAGGCAAGUGAGCCACCACUGCAUUCCAACCCCUGCAACCAUGGCAUUCAUGGGGACUGGGGGCUCUUGACAUUGGCUUCCAGUCUGGGGCAGAUUGGAGAGCUUGCUCAGGUGGUGAAGAUGAGGGAAAGCGGUGGGAUCACUAACCCAGCUACCACCCAGGUUCAGAACAACGGCUACAAGUCAUCCCACCCUAACACCCUCUUCAUCUACGAACUGCAGGAGCACGUGAAAAGCCCAGAUCUGCAGAUCAGAGCUGCAGGAUCUCCAUGA
Peromyscus eremicus (cactus mouse) is the source of this 1173-nucleotide messenger RNA. Its product is annotated as disks large homolog 5-like. Bases 67 to 1173 code for a protein of 368 amino acids. NCBI's taxonomy places the organism in Eukaryota, Metazoa, Chordata, Mammalia, Rodentia, Cricetidae. The transcript has 7 exons. The record is from RefSeq and is a predicted model, not a curated record.